AUGUUCAGAACGCAUGCCGUGGUCGUUAGACCCUUGACCUCGCACCGCUACAAGGCCGUACGGGAGCGACAUGGGAGCGGGGGACGCAGCAUUCGAGAAGCUGUGGGUGUUUCUGAAUUCGGCUGGCAUUGGGCGGUUGUCCACUGCUGUUGCUGCUGACUAAUGGCGCGUGUGUUAUUUCGAUACGUUGCGAUGUUCCCACCCCUUUUUCACCACGGGUUGAGUCGCGUGCUCACAUCCCAUUUCAAACAUUCCAGACACUUGUUUGUUCGUUGUGACAACCCAUGUACGCAAGUACUUGUACGUAAAUAGUCGGUCAGUUGUGUAGCUGUUGUUGUUGUUGUUGUUGUUGUUGUUGACAUCCUCCUCGUGUACGUAUUUUUCAUUUCUUUCUUCACUUCCUAUAUCCGCAGCGCGCUUGGCGCCGGCCUUGUUGUUUGUUUGAUACUGUUGUGGUUGUGCUUGUUUUUGCUGUUGUUGCUGCUGCUGCUGCUGGCGUUGGAAUUGUUCAUGUCGUUGUUGUUGUUGUUCAUGCUGAUGUUAGUGUCGUCGUCGCACGCUUGUAGCGUUCCCCGUUGUCGUGUCCUUUGCUGUAUCCAUGCAACACUAAUUGUUGAAGUCGUUCGCCACUGGUCCUGACUCGCCUGGCCUAGGCGCAAGCAGGGGUAUGGGCUGCCAACGCACGAAAGACGCGCA
Ectocarpus sp. CCAP 1310/34 is the source of this 696-nucleotide messenger RNA. NCBI's taxonomy places the organism in Eukaryota, Phaeophyceae, Ectocarpales, Ectocarpaceae. The record is from the annotation of a GenBank genome assembly.